ACAUUUGCACCUAAUCCCCUAAUAGCCGUUGCCCGCCCCCUCUCAAUUCAAAUUCAAAUUAGCAAUCAUACUUUUCCAUACAUUAAAAUAAUCAUAUAUAAAUUGUCCAUCAAAAUAUUUCAUAAUCACCACCUCCAUUUAUUUGACUAUCUCCUCCCUACUUACACUCCCUACACACAUCCUUUCUCUCCCGUCUUCCAUUCCCGAUGCUCGCCGCGGAGCCCCCCUCCGCAUCUCCCCACCUCCGCCACCCAAAACCCGGUGGCCGAAAACCUUUACAACCCAAAAACAGCAUUGUCAUCAACAACAAUCACUAUGAUUCCGCUCAAAAACCAAAAACAAAUCAUCAACUUUCUAUCCCAACAUUAUCACCCAUUAUUAUCAUCAAUGAUUCUAAUAAGGAGAACUGGGAUCCGACCACCCCUCUCAUUGAAUCCAUGGAUGCUUCCUUAGCUAAUGAGCUGACCGCGGUCAAGCAGAAGCUAGAACGCCUCAAGUUUGAGAAAGAUAAGACUGAUAAAAUGCUUCGAGAGCGAGACCGUACUCUUGAGAUUCAAAUGACUGAGCUUAAUCACCGUGGAGAGUUUCAGAAGGAGCUCGAAAUCGAAGUCGAUCGACUUUACCGAUUGAAGCAUCUCAAGCUCGCUUGCACGAGGAUGUCUCCAAUUCGGUCAUUGAGGGAAAAAGAAAUGGAGAAGAAGAACAAGGAAUCACAGCCUGAGCUCACUAUUAGUGAAUCGUCUGAGAAAUCAGAGGAAAAUAAGGAGGAAAUGGUGGAUGAGAACAGCACUUCAGAGAGUCCAACCCCGAGUUUUUCGAGCACGAAAUCAUCAGCAUCAAUCACUUCCACAUCCAAUUCCAAUUCAAAGUCGACAGCGAGUUCAAAAUUGUUGCCAAUUCGGUUAAGGUUGGGGUUGGGGUUGGAAAGUGCAUUGGAUGAUAAGUAACAAUGUAUAAAGUGAUAAGAGGAAACAUACACAAGUAGUACAUUUUCAACCAUGGUUGAUUGAUUGAUUUUAGAUUAUGUUCCCAAUUGCUAAUUUAUUCAGGCAAACGUAUGUAAUAUCUUGUUAUAUAUAUGCUGCAAUUUAUGGUGAUAUCAAUUUGCUUUGGAUUAUGCUUGAUUUUUUAUGUGUAGUUGUGUACAUAG
Molecule: messenger RNA, 1150 nt
Organism: Chenopodium quinoa (quinoa)
Lineage: Eukaryota; Viridiplantae; Streptophyta; Magnoliopsida; Caryophyllales; Amaranthaceae
Exons: 3
Coding region: 207-947 (246 amino acids)
Source: RefSeq, a predicted model, not a curated record